AUGGACGUUCAUCAGUCGGGGGGGCAGCUGGGGGCAGGCACUGCAUCCCAAGGCAGGCAGCAGACGCUGGGGCGGCCAGGAGAGGUCACAUCACCUCAGGCUGCGCCUCAGCCAGGGGGGCAGCCGGGGGUCACUGCUACACCCUGCGGCGUGCAGAGGGGGCAGCCGGGGGACGUAGCAACACCCAGGGGCAGGCGACAGACGAGGGGGCGGUCAGGGGCGACAACAGCACUCUGGGACGUGCAACAUCCAGGAAGCCAACCGGGGGGGAUGGUAGCACCCCAGGGUGCGCAGCAGCCAGGAGGGUUGCCGGGGAUGACAGCAGGGGACUAUGAUAUGCAGCAGCUGGGAGGGCAGCCAGGGGUGGCCGCAGCAGACCAGGUCGUGCAGUGGCAAGGAGGAGGGUGUGAGCAGGGUACCGAAUCCCCACGGCAAUUGGCGCCGUUCGACACCCCCGUGGCGUCAGUAGAGGUGGCAGUGGCAUCGGAUGAGGGACACCAUGAGCUGCAUCCUCCGCUUCCCCGCUGCCCAUGCGACGUGUGA
Messenger RNA from Closterium sp. Naga37s-1, 543 nucleotides. Lineage: Eukaryota; Viridiplantae; Streptophyta; Zygnematophyceae; Desmidiales; Closteriaceae. The record is from the annotation of a GenBank genome assembly.